This is a messenger RNA of Clunio marinus, 1974 nucleotides long. Lineage: Eukaryota; Metazoa; Arthropoda; Insecta; Diptera; Chironomidae. The record is from the annotation of a GenBank genome assembly.
AUGAACUUUCCUUCAGUUCUUGCAAUAUUUUUAAGUUUCUUUUGUCUAACUUUUGCCCAAUUGAAUUUAGGAGACAAUAACAUAGAGAACGAAGAGUCAAGCAAAGAGAAAUUUAAUGAUUUAACUGUUGAUUGUUCAGGCGUGGAUGAUUUUACUUUAUUACCAAGUCCAAAUCUCUGCACUGAAUAUUAUCAAUGCAUUGGUGAGGUAGCUUGGAGAAUAGUAUGCCCUAGAGGAUAUUACUUUAGCAUAGACGUGUCCCGUUGUCUUCCCGUAAGCCAAGCAAUUUGUUACAUUUAUCAAACAACGACUCCACCAGGAGGUGGAAGUUGUGACGGUGUUGAAAAUUUUGACUUGAUUCCAAGUCCAAAUUAUUGUACCGAAUACUAUCAAUGCAUAGAUGGAGUAGCGUGGAGAAUGGUCUGUCCAAGAGGAUUUUAUUUCAGCAUUGAUAUUUUUGAAUGUCUUCCAGCUAGUCAGGCAGUCUGCUUUAUCCCAUCACCAUCAGAAAGUCAAACAACAGUGUCAGAUCGAUCGAAUCCAUCUUGUGACGGUGUAAAUAAUUUUGCUUACAUAGCAAGUUCUACAGCAUGUAAUGAAUAUUAUCAAUGCAUUGAUGGGAAUGCCUUUCGUUUAUGGUGCCCACUCAAUCAAUAUUUCGACAAAUAUCGUCAAAUAUGUGAUGAUCGGGACAAUGUGAAUUGUGAUUUGUCAAUUACUUCGCCAAUACCAACACCACGUCCACCACCCCGUUCAUGCCAUGAUGUAGCAGAUUCUACGUUACUUCGCAGUUUUUUCAAUUGUGCAGAGUACUACAUGUGUGUAAAUGGAGAAGCAUUUCGUCUACAAUGUCUACCAGGAAUGUAUUUCGAUGAGAGAAUACAAGCAUGCAACUAUAUUUUCUUAGUUGAAUGCGAUUUAAAAUUACCAGAUCCAACAACCACAACUUCAAUUACACCUCCAGACUCUAUCGAUUGCGAUGGCCUUCCAGAUUUUUGGAUGAUUGAACAUCCAACAGAUUGUGCUUUAUUUUUUCAGUGUGUUCAAGGAAGAUCGUCACUUUUGUCUUGUCCUAUUGGUAGAUAUUUCGAUCAGAUGAUUCAAUCAUGUGCUGAUUCAAAUCUUGUUGAUUGUGGUAUCAGAGAAAGACGAACAACAUCUACUACAAGACUAACCAUACCAACAGUUCCAACUAUCCCAACGGUUCCAACCAUCGAUCCUAUUAACAUUUGCGAUGAUGUCCCAAACGAAAGCUACGUUGGAAGUCUCACAUUUUGUGAGGUUUACUACUUCUGUUUCAAUGGCUUUCCAACUCCAAACACAUGCGCACCUGGUUUUUGGUUUGAUCGCCAAUCGCUUGUUUGUGCUCCGGCAGAUGAAGUUGAUUGUACACUUCAGACGAUUCCCACCACAACAGAACAAACCACAACAAUCGAUAGCUCUCCUGAAGGCUUAUGUCGAAGUGCUAGAAAUUCAACAUUUGUUAGAAAUUUGAAGGCAUGUGGUGAAUUCUUCCAAUGCAUUAAUCUACAUCCACAAGAACGCAUUUGUCAAGAAGGUCUUUGGUGCGCCCCCACAUAUGAAACUUGGUGUGAAUUAGAUCCAAUCAUUUGUGAAGGAAUUGAAGAUGGCCGAUCAAUUCGUGCGCCAAGAUCAUGUAGCGAGUAUGUUACGUGUAUUAGAGGAAUUCCAUUUGCGGAACGUUGUUUCGGCGAUUUCUUUUUCAAUGAAGAAAUUGAAGAUUGUGAGCCACGAGAAAAUGUUGAAUGUGAUUUGAAUAUUCCAGUGAUACCUCCUACGAGACCUUGUGAUGGAAUUCCUGAUUUUAUGCUCUCAAAAAGUAUUGAAAGUUGCACAACAUACUUCUUAUGCUAUAAUAACGACAUACUUAUGACUCUUGAGUGUCCCGAAGGUCAAAACUUUGAUGCGCGAACACAAGUUUGUGGUGAAGAAUUUGAAUGUAACAUUAACUAA